Rhodofomes roseus is the source of this 1650-nucleotide messenger RNA. Its product is annotated as transcription initiation factor TFIID complex subunit. The record is from RefSeq and is a predicted model, not a curated record. The coding region runs from base 122 to 1555 and encodes 477 amino acids. Gene Ontology annotation, molecular function: transcription coactivator activity; protein heterodimerization activity; RNA polymerase II general transcription initiation factor activity. NCBI's taxonomy places the organism in Eukaryota, Fungi, Basidiomycota, Agaricomycetes, Polyporales, Fomitopsidaceae. Gene Ontology annotation, cellular component: transcription factor TFIID complex; SAGA complex; SLIK (SAGA-like) complex. Gene Ontology annotation, biological process: RNA polymerase II preinitiation complex assembly; transcription initiation at RNA polymerase II promoter. The transcript is spliced from 5 exons.
CCUUUCAUCCUCGCCGCUGAAGGCGACCAGGUCAUCUGUUCCCUCUGUGUUUAUAGAGGCUGCUGCUCUCAUUUGUUCUACCUGUUGAAUCACAGCAACAUAUUACGCAACUGCGAACAACAUGAACAAGCAGGGCCAGAAAGCUAGGGCCGCUCCUUCACCAGUCACAGGCGUAUUCAAACCCGAUACUAUUCGCGAUGUGGCAGACUCGCUCAACGUCACUUCGUUGUCGGAUACCGUAGCUUCAGCACUGGCGAGCGAUGUUGAGUACAGAAUACACCAGGUCGUCGAGGAAGCAGCUCGCUUCAUGCGACAUGCACGGCGCACGACCAUGACAACGUCAGACAUCGACCAGGCCCUCCGCGUGCUGAACAUCGAGCCACUGUACGGUCAUUCUUCACACAAUCCCCCCACCUUCCGCCGCGCACCGCCCAUACCCCAGUCUACCUCCGGGGCAAUAUACUUCGUAGAAGACGAGGAGAUUGACUUUGACCGCGUCCUCCGAGAAGAGAAAAUCACACUACCGAACGGACCGCGCUGGGCUGCGCACUGGCUCGCAGUGGAAGGCGUCCAACCACUGAUACCCGAAAACCCGCCUGCCAUACCAAAGGACUCUGACCCGGACGCACUUGCAAAGCCCUCAUCUCCGUCUCGUCCGGGUCAGAUGUUUCCCCUCACGCCGCCUUCCGACCGACCAUCCCCUGUACAGGCCGCAAAGAAGCAGCAGCAACAACAGCAGACCGUCAAGCAAGUACUAUCGCGUGAGCUACAAUUGUACUACACGCGUCUCACUUCGGCGCUGCUCCCCCCAUCCGCGUCCGACUAUGCAAAACGGACAGCAGCGCUUGCGAGUCUACGAAACGAUGCUGGGCUACAGGCGCUCCUGCCCUAUCUCGUGCGAUGGGUCGGAGAGGGCGUCGUGGGCGCGCUCAAGAGUGGUGCGCAGAGCGAAAACGACGGUCGGGUGCUCGAGGUGCUACUGGAUGUCAUCGGCGCACUUCUCGAUAAUCCGACGCUGUUCGUCGAACCCUACCUCCACCAACUCCUCCCUCCAAUCCUCUCGACCCUCCUACAUUCAUCCCUCCCUCCAUCGCACGCCGUGCAUCUGCGGACGUCAGCGGCACAAAUACUCUCGCACCUCCUCACGCAAUACUCGACAACCUACCCCUCACUUCCGCCGCGGAUAAUGAAAACGCUACUGCUGGCGCUGAUAUCACCCGAGAAGAGCAGGAGCACGCGGGAAGGCGCCAUCCGCGGUCUCAUAGGCAUCGGGAAGGAGGCGGUGCGGAAAGGGUUGGUGGAGGGCGGAGGCGCGAAGGUCGUUGGCAGCGAGUGCAUGCCUGGGGAAGAGGGUGGUCUUGCAGAGGCUGUCACGGACGCGUUGAAGGUGUUGCACCCACCGAGUGCGCAGCCGGUACCACUGGACGACGCGAAUGAGCCAGACGCUGCUACCAUCCAGCAGCUGAAGGACACAGUCGGCGACUUCUUCGCGGAGAGGCUCUGGGGAGAUGCUGUAUGGGCAAGAGCUGUCCUCACUGGGGACAGUAAGAGUUAGUCACGAUGGUGCGGGUCGCGAAUGUUUUGUACGAUGCUGUAUUUGCUCUGUUUAUAGUCUCCAGUGCGGCAAUUCUCAUUACUUGGUCGCUCGAA